AUGGCCAAACUCUUGCCUCUCGACGGCGGCGACUACUACGCCUGGAAGUAUCUGCCGUCGCUGCCCGCCUCCGUCCUCUUCUGCGUCCUCUACGGCAUCCUCACGAUUGCCCACUCCUACCGUCUGUACAUCAACCGUCUCUGGUUCUGCAUCCCCUUUGCCGUCGGCGGUUUUCUGGAGGUCGUCGGCUAUGCUGUCCGCUCCGCGGCCUACUCCCGCACCAACCUGCUGCCGCCCUAUAUCGUGCAGAGCCUCUGCCUGCUCCUGCCGCCCGCCUGCUUCGCUGCCUCUGUCUACAUGGUCCUCAAGCGCACCAUCCUCACCGUAAACGGCGCCCACUACAGCAUCAUCCCCGUCAAGUGGCUCACCCGCCUCUUUGUCACCGGCGACAUCGUGACGUUCUGGGUCCAGGGCGGCGGCGGCGGCCUCAUGGCCAGUGACUCGCUCGCCAGCACCGGCGAAAAGAUUGUCGUCGGCGGCCUCGUGCUGCAGGUCCUGCUCUUUGGCCUGUUUUGCGCCACCGCCGUCGUCUUCCACCGCCGCUUCAAGACGCAGGCCGUUGGCGCCGUCCGCAGCAGCAGCAGCGGGGCCGGCGCCGACGUGCGCUGGGAGCGCAUCCUGUGGAUGCUCUACGGCGUGUCCGCCCUCAUCAUGGUCCGCAGCAUCUUCCGCGUCGUGGAGUUCGCCAUGGGCCAGGACGGCUACCCGCUGUCGCACGAAUGGACCCUCUAUGUCUUUGACACCGUCCCCAUGUUCGUCGUCAUGGUCGUCUUUUACAUCUGGUACCCGGGCAGCCUCGACCCGCACCCCAGCAACGGCCGCGGAAAGCACCUGCACAGCCGCGACGUGGAGAGCAACCGCCGCCACGCCAGCAACGGCGCCGAGACGGACUACAGCCAGGGCUCGGUCCAGAUGGAGCCCUUCAAGCCCGACGAACGGCGCCGCUAA
Messenger RNA from Sporothrix schenckii 1099-18, 948 nucleotides. RefSeq names its product RTA1 domain protein. Lineage: Eukaryota; Fungi; Ascomycota; Sordariomycetes; Ophiostomatales; Ophiostomataceae. Gene Ontology annotation, cellular component: membrane. The record is from RefSeq and is a predicted model, not a curated record. The transcript has 2 exons. The coding region runs from base 1 to 948 and encodes 315 amino acids.